AUGGGUUACGACUUUGAUGAGGUCUCCGAAUGCUCGGACUUGAGCUCUCUCCCGUCAUCUCGGGCAUGCUCACCAGAACCUGCGGAACGCUACCCGACCCCAUCAUCCCAAGCUGAAUCUGGCGCUGAGAGUUCUGCACGCCAAGCCCGUCCCGCAAAGAGGAGACGCAACCCCCUACCGAAAGAACGGACCACCCAAUAUCUCGAUCUCUCUAAAUGCCUCUAUGAACAAAAUGACCAGCACUAUUUGCUCGUCCAGACCCUUCGCCACCAGAAGGAUAUUGUCGUCAUCGCUGGUGCCGGCAUUUCCACCGCCGCCGGUAUUCCAGACUUCCGUUCCACAGAUGGUCUCUUUAAAUCUCUACAGAAGAAGCAUAACCUAAAGGCUUCUGGCAAGCUUCUCUUCGAUGCUGCUGUCUACCAGGAUGACGCAUUGACCCUACCCUUCCACGAAAUGGUCCGGUCGCUGUCCGAGGAAGCUGCCAAGACUAAACCCACCGCCUUCCACGAGAUGCUCGCCCGUCUAGGUACUGAGUCUCGCCUGAAACGACUGUACACCCAGAACAUCGAUGGCAUUGAAACCUCCAUGGGACCAUUGGCCACCGAAGUCCCGCUUGAUGUCAAGGGUGGCUGGCCGGUGACGAUUCAAUUGCACGGCAGUAUUGAGAAGAUGGUCUGCCAGAAGUGUCGCUUCCUCUGCGACUUCAAUGGCGAUAUGUUCACAGAAGCAGACCCGCCCGCUUGCAAAGAAUGCGAGGGUCACGAUCAAGCUCGCCUCGCUACCGGUCAGCGGAGCCACGGAAUUGGACGUAUGCGCCCUCGGAUCGUUCUCUACAACGAGCACAACCCCGACGAAGAGGCUAUCACGUCGGUCAUGAACUCCGAUAUCAAAUCCCGCCCUCGUGUUCUCAUCGUUGCUGGUACUAGCUUAAAGAUCCCCGGAGUUCGCCGCCUUGUCAAGAGCUUGUGCGCGACAAUUCGGAGUCGCAAGGACGGCGUGACAAUGUUUAUCAACAACGAACCGCCGAGCGGGAAGGAGUUCGAUGACUGCUUUGACUUGAUCGUCCAGGGCUCUUGUGAUGAAGUGGCACGCCAGGCGAACCUGAAAUCAUGGACCUCGGAGGAUAUCAGCGAGUGCGCAUACGAAUCCUCCCCGGAGCCGAUCCCCCAGCUCCAGAGCUCUCUUCGUGCUCCCACUAUGGAAUCCUUUGCAGUUGUCGUCACGCCGAAAAAACGACCCCGUACCGACUCUGGUCUUAUCACACCUUCAUCCAGUCAGGACGAGAAACCUGCGAAGAGACCCGCCACAAAGGCCACCAAGAAGGUCACAAAUCCAGCCAGCAAGGGUCGCAGUAUCAAGGAACUUCUCAAAUCCACAAAGGCAGCUCCAGCCAAGGCCGCAUCAAAGACUGCAGCGAAGAGCGCACCCAAGGCUGCCCAGAAAGCUGCUCCCAAAUCUCGGGCCAAGGCAGCUGCCGCGCCAAAGAAGGGAGGCAAGGCCCCGGCCAAACCCAACGCUACUAUCACCAUGUUCAACCCCCGCGUCACGAAGAACUCCAUCGCGGCUGGCACGACCGAUACCAAGACCACAGGCAAAGCGAUGUGCCCCGUCCCAGCCGGCGCGCCAAAGAACAACGGACCUCUCUUCAAGGUCACCAGACAAUCCGGCAAAGCAGACAUCAAACUCGACUUCGAGUCUCGUCCUCAGCCCGUGGCAUCUUCCUAA
Messenger RNA from Penicillium arizonense, 1725 nucleotides. Its product is annotated as putative SIR2 family histone deacetylase (Hst4). The transcript has 2 exons. The coding region runs from base 1 to 1725 and encodes 574 amino acids. Gene Ontology annotation, molecular function: histone deacetylase activity, NAD-dependent; NAD+ binding. The record is from RefSeq and is a predicted model, not a curated record. Gene Ontology annotation, cellular component: mating-type region heterochromatin. NCBI's taxonomy places the organism in Eukaryota, Fungi, Ascomycota, Eurotiomycetes, Eurotiales, Aspergillaceae. Gene Ontology annotation, biological process: pericentric heterochromatin formation; negative regulation of transcription by RNA polymerase II; replication-born double-strand break repair via sister chromatid exchange.